GGCAGAUAUGGUUGCCAAGAAGAAGGCUCCGCCCAAGAAGGCCGCCAAGGCGCCCGCCAAGAAGGCUCCGCCGCCGAAGAAGGCGCCCGUGAAGAAGGCGACGCCGCCCAAGAAGGCGCCCGCCAAGGCGACGCCCAAGAAGACCAUCGCAAAGCAGAAGCUCGUCAAGGUGCCGGUCUCGGCGCUGGCGGAGCGGAAGAAGGGGGGCGGGCGGAAGAAGGUGGAGAAGAAGGUGUUCGAGCCCGAGGAGAAGCCGGCGCAGAAGCGGGCCGCGAGGGCGCCGCCCAAGCCCGCCGUCGCCGCGACUUCUGGUGGCAAGUCGACCAAGGCGACGCUCCGAAUGGUCGUCAAGCUGCUGACAGAUCUGAUCGAGACGCUGUAGGGGGGGGGGGGGGGGGGCUCCUCGGGGCGGCUAUCUAGGGGCGGUCGCGCCGAGCCACUCUUUUCUUCCGCCUGGGAGGAGCCCGGGUCGGCGCGCGCGCGAUCUGCGCCGCGAGGCGAUCUUGCCGCUGUCUCUGGAGGCAGGUGCGGUGUCUGCGGCUGCCGCACCAGCGUUGUCCUGCCCUGCCCCGCUCCGCGGCGCGUACGCGCGCGUCGGAACUGUAGUCAUAAGUUAGCCGCCGCCCGGCGCGGCUUGGUCCCUGGAGCGUGACUGUCGCAAUCCCGCGUGGCCCGGGUGCCAGCGCGGUGACUCCACAUUGUGCUCGGGUCUAGCUGUGUAGGGCCGUGCGCGCCCUAGUGUCACCGGGGUCUCAUGUCGUGGUGCGUUAUGCUGGUGUAGUAGCGAUGCACACGGUCUUGGGGGCAUGCGCAUGUGUUUCCUUUUAAGCGCUUAUGCAUGUGAGUAGACAGUAGUUGCUCUUGCGCUACGGCUUUACUGGUAUUUUCGUUAAAAUCGCACGUUGUCGAA
Messenger RNA from Emiliania huxleyi CCMP1516, 910 nucleotides. RefSeq lists its product as hypothetical. The record is from RefSeq and is a predicted model, not a curated record. NCBI's taxonomy places the organism in Eukaryota, Haptophyta, Isochrysidales, Noelaerhabdaceae. The transcript has 6 exons. The annotation marks the transcript as partial.